AUGCAGUCCAUGUUCCGCCUCCCAUGGUGUAACGAGUCGCCUGGCGACAAAAUCAUGGAAAAGUCUGCCCUGCACAAGCAGAGGCCGCUGCCCGUCGUCGACAUGCCAGCCUUUAUGAGCAAGAUCAAGCGGAAAAGGACAGACAGCCCUGAGCCUUCGCCCGCGCACCAUGCGCAUGUAGUAAAGAAGUGGAAAGAUGCUCACGGUGACAUGAAGCCGGCGGUGCAAAGUGCACCUCCUGCUGCCUCUGCUGCUUCUGCCCAAGUUCCCGCCGACGCCAGACCAAAGGCGCUGCCUGCAACCAAGGAGAGCAAGAGCAGGCCCUCAGCCCCUCAGCAACGGCCCGCUCAACCAAACUCCACCACCACGCCUGCAUCUACUACUACUACUACCACCGCCAUGGACUCUGGCUUAACCCCUGUGCAGCAAGCUAUUGAGGCUCAAAUCAACUACGAGAUCUUGCUCAAGCACAACGAACUCCGUUUGAUUGAACAGGAGCUAGCUAAAUGCCAAGUCUCUCUGGAGCAACUCAGGCGCUGCUCCAUCAUUCCUUUCCCAGGCACCGAGGGUCUUGAUGUCAAUGUUAGCCUCGGCGUAGGUCCGUCUUUGCAGCCCAGUGCAGGCUACACUCAGCCCCAGUAUGCUGCACCUUGGGGAGUCACUGACGGUCCCUACACUCGCCACUACGCAAAAUGGCUCAUCUCGGACGUCAAGUUUGAUCCCGUCUCGGAGCGUGCACUCGCCCAGCAGGCUCAAGGUUACUUCGGCACUGGUGAGGGCAGGACGACGCGCGGCAGUUUUGCUGACUACGGCUCAGCUCACAGAGGCCGCACGUCGCGAACUUCGACUGGAAUGUUGAAGCUCACCCCUCUUGGUGAAACUCCAGCACCAGCGCCAAAGAUAGAUCCUCUCUUGCACAAGCGAUCUACAGACGGUCAGUGGGUGCGCCUCUACUGUGCUCAGUGCGGACAUAGCAACUUUUCAAACACUCAGGGCUUCCUCAACCACUGCCGUAUCAAGCAUAACCAAGUCUUCAAGAGCCACGAUGCUGCAGCUAUUGCCUGCGGUGUACCUGUCGAGUCCAAUGACGGGGCGAAUCCUGUUACUGCGAGUGAACCUGCCAGCCUGCCUGCAGCAACACCAGCAGUGUCCUUUCCUACUCCAGCCACUUCUGGUAUUGUUCACCCACUCGCAUCUCAGGCCGUACCUGUUGCACACGCACCACAAGUUCACCGUCAAUUGAAUGUUCCAUCGUCCAACGAGUCCAAAUCUGCUCCGCCUCCAAGUUCCAUCAAAACAUCCUCGACCCCUUACCUGGCAGCUCGUUUCCAAAACAGCGGUGCUCAAGGUGACUUCAAGGAGAUCCUGGAGACGGCCCGGUCCAAGAUUGAUCUGGAUGCGAUAGACACGUCGGAUGAUGACAGUGCAGACACUAGUGUUGCGCAGACCCCGGUAACAACCGUUGCUCCCCACCUAGCCCGUCUUCCUGCUAGUGCUCCUGCAAGCAAAACUCCAGCAAGGGCUGGCAGUAAGAAAGGUUCUCAUCCAAGCCAUGCGCGCCUUCCCAUGUCUCUCCCAUCUCCCAUCAAGCCCCAAGGACACGAUGACAUGCCACGCUCCCCUGUAGACCUCAGCCCUCAUACAGUUGAGUCUAAUCCGGGUCUAGUCAGCGAUCAUGAUGACGAUGAUGACGACGAUGCGGAUGAUGCGCACAGCCAACCUGACCUUGCUCUUGACACUCAUGUCAUGGUCGAGGACUCGAGCGACGUUGAAGGUGUGCAAGAACGUAGGGGCUCUCGGCAAGGAUUGCACGGGUGUUUUGAAAAGGGCGAGGGUAGUCGUGAGCAUUAA
Molecule: messenger RNA, 1851 nt
Organism: Bipolaris oryzae ATCC 44560
Lineage: Eukaryota; Fungi; Ascomycota; Dothideomycetes; Pleosporales; Pleosporaceae
Exons: 1
Coding region: 1-1851 (616 amino acids)
Source: RefSeq, a predicted model, not a curated record